Messenger RNA from Epithele typhae, 1557 nucleotides. Its product is annotated as cytochrome P450. Gene Ontology annotation, molecular function: monooxygenase activity; oxidoreductase activity, acting on paired donors, with incorporation or reduction of molecular oxygen; heme binding. NCBI's taxonomy places the organism in Eukaryota, Fungi, Basidiomycota, Agaricomycetes, Polyporales, Epitheliaceae. The transcript has 10 exons. The record is from RefSeq and is a predicted model, not a curated record. Bases 1 to 1557 code for a protein of 518 amino acids.
AUGUCUACCUUCAUGUGGCUCGCGACCGCCGUCGCCAUCUCCUGCGUCUGGGUCGGUCUCCAGCAGAAGAAGAACCGCCUCUCCCUUCCCCCAGGCCCCAAGCCGCUCCCCAUCAUCGGCAACCUGCGUGACAUGGCCCUCACCGGUCUCUGGUUCGAGGCCACCAAGUGGGCGAAGCAGUACGGCGAGCUCGUCUACCUCAACAUUUUCGGGCAGGGCAUCCUGUUCAUCAACACCCACGAUGCCGCCGUCGACCUGCUCGAGAAGCGCGGCGCGAUCUACUCGGACAAGCCGAAGAUGGUCAUGGCCGGCGAGCUUUGCGGCUGCGAGAACAUGAUCGGCCUCACACCGUAUGGCGACCGCCUCCGCCGCCAGCGCAAGCUCAUGCUCCAGGCGCUCGGCGCGAACCGCAUCGACGCCUACCACCCUCUGCUUGAGAUCCAGACGCAUUCCCUCCUCCAGGGCAUCCUCAACGCACCCGAGGAUUCGCUUAACAUGGUCCGCCGGUACACGGGAGGCCUGACGCUCCUGAUCGUUUACGGCUACCGGGUCAUCUCGGCCGCGGACCGCCUGCUCGACAUGGCGGACGAGGCGCUCGACAUCCUCUCGAACAGGAUCGCGGCUGCAGGCAUAGUGUGGAUUGUCGACUUGAUCCCUGCGCUGAAGCACCUCCCGACGUGGUUCCCUGGCACGCAGUUCAAGCGCGACGCUGCUGUGUGGAAGGACAAGAUGGAGGCGUUCGUCAACCAGCCCUUCGACUUCACCCUCGAGGAGAUGCGCAAAGGCACCGCCGUCCCCUGCUACGUGACUAUGCUCCUUGAGGACUCAAAGUUGGAGAACAAGGACCAGAUCGUCGGCUCCCAGCGCGAGUUCGACAUCCGGUGGACCGCCAACUCCCUCUAUGCUGCGAGCUUCGAUACCACGCGCGCCACGAUCUCACACUUUUUCCUCGCGAUGGCGCAGCACCCCGAGAUCAUGCACCGCGCGCAGAAGGAGAUCGACGCGGUCAUCGGUAGCGGCCGUCUGCCCACGUUCGGGGACCGCCCACACCUGCCAUACGUCGACGCGGUCGUGAAGGAGUGCCUCCGCAUCGCCUCGCCGGUCCCACUCGGCCUGCCCCGUCGGAUCACAGAGGACAACGUGUACAAGGAUAUGUUCAUCCCCAAGGGCACGCUCGUCUUCGGCAACAACUACAACAUGGUGCGCGACCCGGCUGUGUUCCCCAACCCCGACGCGUUCGACCCAGAGCGCUUCCUCGAGGAGGUCGACGAGGAGAUGGCGCACAAGCGCGACAUCCGCAACUACGUCUUCGGUUUCGGUCGCCGGCGGUGUCCCGGGUCGUUCAUGAUCGACGCGUCACUCUGGAUCGCCAUUGCGUCGAUGCUCUCCGGCUUUGAUAUCACCAAGGCGGUCGACGAGUUCGGCAACGUCAUCGAGCCCGAGGUCGUAUACGACAACUCGGUCUUCACGACGCUGAAGCCGUUCAAGUACGACAUCCGCCCCCGCUCCGCGCAGGCCGUCAAGGUCAUCCGCGAAGCCAAGGGCCUCGAGGACUAA